Messenger RNA from Xiphophorus maculatus (southern platyfish), 1978 nucleotides. RefSeq names its product fatty aldehyde dehydrogenase-like. Gene Ontology annotation, molecular function: aldehyde dehydrogenase (NAD+) activity. The transcript is spliced from 10 exons. Lineage: Eukaryota; Metazoa; Chordata; Actinopteri; Cyprinodontiformes; Poeciliidae. Bases 192 to 1721 code for a protein of 509 amino acids. Gene Ontology annotation, biological process: aldehyde metabolic process. The record is from RefSeq and is a predicted model, not a curated record. Gene Ontology annotation, cellular component: cytoplasm.
AUCUGACCCCAGAGCUGCGCCAGUGGCAGACGGCGCACACAGGCCAGUUGGAGAGCAGGAAGCCCCGCAGCGGGACGGGAACAUUCAGCUCAUAUCCGACCAGAUCCAGCUCCGGUCCAGCUGCAGUGAGUUCGGGUGUAAACACUGCUGGAGACCCAUGGUCUGGGCCUUGUCGUUGAGCAGGUGACUGGAUGGAAAGGCAGCUGUUACAGCGGGCCAAGGAGGCCUUCGUCAGUGGCAGGGCUCGACCUCUAGAGUUCAGACUCCAGCAGCUUCACGCCCUGCAGAGGAUGAUCCUGGAGAAGGAGACUGAGAUUUCCACUGCUCUCAAACAAGACAUCAACAGGAGCCAGUAUGACACACCUCUCCUGGAGCUGAUCGGCAUCGAGAAUGAGAUCAAGCUGGCCAUAGAGAAGCUUGCACAGUGGGCUGCUCCUCGUCCUGUAGAGAAGAACCUCUUUACUAUAUCGGAUGAGGUCUACAUUCAGCCAGAGCCCCUGGGAGUGGUUCUCAUCAUUGGGGCCUGGAACUACCCCUGGGCUCUAACUCUGAUUCCGUUGGUUGGAGCCAUCGCAGCAGGCAAUGCAGCUGUGGUGAAACCAUCCGAGUUGAGCGAGUGCUCGUCCCUCCUGCUGCAUGCACUGCUGCCUCGCUAUCUGGACAAGGAUCUGUACCCAGUAGUGACAGGUGGUGUGUCAGAGACCCAGCAGCUGCUGAGGCUCAGGUUUGAUCACAUCUUCUACACGGGCGGCAGCACAGCAGGCAAACUGGUGAUGGAGGCUGCAGCGCGCCACCUCACCCCUGUCACCCUGGAGCUGGGCGGGAAGAGCCCCUGCUACAUCGACAAGGACUGUGAUGUCAGGACGGCCUGCCGGCGUGUCACUUGGGGGAAGUUUGUGAACUGUGGCCAGACUUGCAUCGCUCCAGACUAUAUUCUAUGUGAGCCCUGCAUCCAGGGCCAGGUGGUUGAAUUCAUCCGACAGACUCUACUGGAAUUCUAUGGUGCUGAUCCGAAAUGCUCACCUGAUUACAGCCGAAUCAUCAACCAGCAGCACUUCAGCAGAAUCAUGAGUCUGAUGGAGGGAUACACUCCUGUUGUCGGGGGGCAGAGUGAUUCCUCACAGUGCUACAUUGCCCCAACGGUGCUGAAGGAUGUGCCCCCCCACUCCAGGCUGAUGCAGGAGGAGAUCUUCGGCCCUGUCCUGCCAAUAGUCACAGUGAGCGACAUGGAGGAUGCCAUUAACUUUAUCAAUGAGAGGGAGAAACCCUUGGCUCUCUAUAUCUUCUGUUCUGACCAGAAGACCAAGGCAAUAAAACGGAUGAUUGAGGAGACCACCAGUGGAGGAGUGACAGUUAAUGAUGUCAUGAUGCACUACACAGUCAGCUCGCUCCCAUUUGGAGGCGUUGGUCAGAGUGGCAUGGGUCGUUACCAUGGCAAACACACCUUCGACCAACUGAGUCACCAGAGAGCCUGUCUGAUUCGCUCGCUGAAGAUGGAGAGGGUAAAUCUGGCGCGCUAUCCCCCCCAGGACCGCCGGCGAGCGCGGAGGGUCCGCAUGGCCCUCCGGUCUCCUCUGAUCGACAUGUCCAAGAGGACGCUCAUCUGGGCUGUUGUGGCCACCAUCCUGGGCAUUGGCCUGUUCAUCACUCUGUUGGUCAUCCUGCUCAUAGCCGCCGGCCUUAACUGCACCUGCUGGUACUGGAGAGGCUUCUAUAACUAGCAGAGCUACAGAACCACUUCCCUUCACAAACUCUUUCCAAAGAUUUAAGAAAUGCUGCAGUGAUUUUACACUGAGAUCAGUUUGGAGUAGAGAUGUUUUAGAGAUUAAUAAAUACAUAAUUGUUUAGUCUAACUUUUUUCCCUGUUUCUUAAUUUUGUGUUACAGGAUUUUGCUCAGCGACUAAAUAACCCUAGCUCAGUCAUUACUGUUGUAAAUGGUUCUUUUCUUAAGGAAAUAAAUUCUAAACAAACAAAUCA